UAGUCUGUAGAAAUAUCAUCUACUAGAUCUAGAAUCUACUAGAAUCUUUAAAUCUAGAUCUAGAAUCUAUAACUAUAGAUAUCUACACCAUAUCUAGAUAUAGUACUAGAAUCUAGAUCUGUCUACUAGUACUAGACUAGAUCAGUAGAUGGUCACGGUGGCGGUCUGUCUCUACUAGUCAACUACUACUCUACUCUAGUCUAGACUUUCUAGAGUCAGUUACUCAGUAGAGACAAACACUUGUCUUCAAACAGCAGUAAAUGAGUAGAGUCUAGUUACUAGUAGACCGUUACUUCAAAAAAGAAGUUCCUACGCAUCAUGUGUCAAUCUAGUUAUGCAUGCUAAUUAAUGUUUUAAAUAACUUAAACUCUGCUAUGUUGUUGGCUUUCCUGGCUGAUAAAGAUUACUUAUCCUGAGCAGAAGGAGUACUUGUUUUGUAACAUUUGGAAUUUUAACAGCAGCUUGUGCCACUUAGUUGACUUAGGCUCUAACUCUACUCUACCACUAGAACUUGAUCUAGAGUCUAGAUUCUAGUAAUGGCUGCAAUACAGGCUCUGAGAGGAAAUUUUUCUAACCAAGUUCAAGGCACUACUCUUUUUAUAUCCAGUGAACCAUAUGUAAGAGAGCUUGCUCCGCAUGAAGUUUUAGUGAAGAUCAAGGCUUGUGCAGUUGAUAUUCAGAAGGAAAAGACUUAUUGUCAGAUUCUUUCAUCAUCUACUAAAAAUUGUCCAAUCGGUCAUGAAGUCUCUGGUGAAAUACUUAAAGUGGGACCUCUUGUUGAAGAUAUUUAUAAAGAAGGUACAUCUGUAGUUGGUAUUCUACCAUAUGAUAGUAAUUUAUCUGGUUGUGCUGACCUCUGUAUACUUCAUCAGUAUGAUCUAGUGGAAAAGCCUUCCAGCCUCAGCCAUGAAGUUGCAGCAGCAGUUGUGGGCACAGGACUAGCAGCCUAUACUGCAAUUCAUUAUCUUGGUCAUGUGACUGCUGGUGAUACUGUUCUUGUAAUUGAUGGAGCUUCUCCACAAGGAUAUCUCACUAUCCAAGUGGCUCAGUUAUGGGGUGCAAAGGUUUUAACAACAUACAAAACUUUAGCAGACAGACAGUUUAUAGAAAGCUUAAAACCACCUGUAGCUCAGAUCAUAGAACUAACACAGCGUUCAAGCAUCAUGUCAAGUUCUGUAGCUGAAGAAACAGGGGGAAUGGGUGUGGACUGUGUAGUUGACAAUGGAGUUCGCAUGUUUACCAGUGAAGAAGACAUUGAUUUGAUGGAUGAGAGAUUGUUACGUUCAGUACCACACAAAUCUGACAUUAUAGCUUGUCUUGGGUUUUCUGGGAAAUGGAUUACCUCACAAUCCAAUUUACAGUUGGAUCCACCAAAUAGUGAGCAGCUUUUUCUUAGAGGUGCUUCUGUUUCAUUCCUUUUUCCUCCAGCAUGGACAUUAACUAGAGCACAGCAUGGUCGAUAUCAUCAUGUUUUAAAAGACUUAAUGGAACGUGUUGUUGCUGGACUUAUAAAAUGUAGUAACAUUAUCUCUACACCAAUACAGUAUGCACCCGAUGUAUUGAUGCAAAAGGACUUGGAUUCCACCAAAAGCUAUAUUAUAACUUUUUGAUCUAUUAUAUGAAUGCAUUUUUAUUUAUAAUUAUGUGCAAAAGAAAUGUUUUAUUUCACAGUGAUUUCUGUUUCAUUGUUUAAUCUAUGUAAUUUAUUUAUUUUUAAUAUGAUUUCAUCUAAAUAUUUUUUUUUUAGAGAUUUGUUCAGUUUGUCUAAAUAUUUGUUUAGUGGCAGAAAUAAUGAAAUUUUCUUGUUUAUCAAUGUGCUGUUUAAAACCUUAUCAAUAAAAGUAUUGAAAAUAUUUA
Molecule: messenger RNA, 1857 nt
Organism: Biomphalaria glabrata
Lineage: Eukaryota; Metazoa; Mollusca; Gastropoda; Planorbidae
Product: quinone oxidoreductase-like protein 1
Exons: 13
Coding region: 537-1610 (357 amino acids)
Molecular function (GO): oxidoreductase activity; zinc ion binding
Source: RefSeq, a predicted model, not a curated record